Messenger RNA from Acipenser ruthenus (sterlet), 2695 nucleotides. RefSeq names its product HUWE1-associated protein modifying stress responses-like. The transcript is spliced from 4 exons. NCBI's taxonomy places the organism in Eukaryota, Metazoa, Chordata, Actinopteri, Acipenseriformes, Acipenseridae. The coding region runs from base 305 to 1096 and encodes 263 amino acids. The record is from RefSeq and is a predicted model, not a curated record.
AACGUCUCUCUUGGGCCAGGGGGCGGGGACGUGAAAGCCAGCAGGCUGCGGUGCGUGCGCAUUAUAGCGUCAGGUCGGUGGCGUAACUGGCUCAGUUUGUUUGGAGUCCUCGGAGGAAGUCGGUCGCUGUGCUCGAGUAUGUGUGCGUGUCGUUGUGUCAAACAAAAGACAUCAAUGCGCUCGUCGAUUAUUUUACAUCAAGUCACGUUCCCCACAAGAAAAUAAAAAAAAAAGGGUAUUCCUUUUUUUUUUUUUUUUUUUUUUUUUAAAAAAAAAAACCCAAAAAAGACCGCCGAGCUCGGUAAUGGAGGAGAAGAAGAAGGAGGAGGGGGAGUCGGAGAUUCAAGAGCACGGCCCCGAGCACUGGUUCUCGAAAUGGGAGCGGCAGUGCCUGGCUGAGGCCGAGCGGGAGGAGCCGAGCGAGGAAGAGGCCGAGGGCGGCCAGCAGCAGAAACUGUGGCACCUCUUCCAAAACUCCGCUACCGCCGUGGCACAGCUUUACAAAGACCGCGUGUGUCAGCAGCAAGGAGGACUGUCUCUCUGGGUACCUUUUCAGAACGCAGCAACGGCAGUCACUAAUCUCUACAAAGAAAGCGUGGACGCACACCACAGAAGCUACGACCUCGGAAUUCAGAUCGGUUAUCAGCGGCGCAAUAAGGAUGUGUUGGCUUGGGUUAAAAAGCGCCGGAGAACAAUACGCAGAGAGGACUUGAUCAGCUUCCUGUGUGGAAAAGCACCUCCUCCCAGGACUUCUAGAGCGCCUCCGAGACUGACUGUAGUAUCACCUUCAACAGAAACAAGCUCGUCUGUAGAGACUGAUUUACAGCCCUUCCGAGAAGCCAUAGCUUUGCAUGGUCUCAGUGGUGCAAUGGCCAGCAUCAGCGUUCGCUCCAGUACUCCAGGGUCCCCGACCCAUGUCAGCGGGGCGUCCAACCCCAGCCGCAGGAGGAACGGGCUUCACGAUGUGGACUUGAACACUUUCAUAUCAGAAGAAAUGGCACUCCACUUAGACAAUGGUGGCACUAGGAAGCGGACCUCAGCCCAGUGUGAUGUCAUCACAGACUCCCCAACUCAUAAACGCAAUCGAAUGAUCUGAACUCGAUUCGUUAAUUAGAAAAAAAAAAAAAAAAUGCACCGUGCUGCUUAAAAGCCACUUCACCCUCAACACUUUUUCUUGAAAGGAAACAGAGGGCCAUCAGAACCUCCCCCCCCCCCCCCCCCCCCCACCUCUCCCCAAUCACAUUAAACAAGUGAAUUCAAUAGUGAUUGCCAUAAAGGAAAAGUUACCAUCGCAUUAGAUGCCUCUCUUGUAGUAAUGGCUUUGUGUUUUCCACUCAAGACAAAGGACAUCUCAGUUAUUUGGUUAGUACUUGGCAAGGUGAUCAUAGGCAGAGUUAAGGCUGAGGUGACCUUUCUUGUAUCCUGUUUAACCCUGACAUUACUUUGGUUAGGUGUUUAUUGCCUUUAUUCAUUUAUCUGCUGUGUUGAGUGUUUGCUUCAGCAGUAUUGCCAGGUAAUGGCUGAAAGUCCUUUUUUCAACAUAGCGCAUUGUCGGAUGUGCAGCCUUCCACUGGUUUGUUUUUCUUUCUUGGCACGACGGUUCUUUUGACACAGCUGGCUUCUACAGUGCCAGUUUGUAAGUUGUAAGGAUAUUGGACUUGGAGUUGGUCUGAAGCAGCUGCUGAUUCUGGUGAAUGUGUGGAAUUGUGAAGAGGUGCAAUGAUGGUCAUGCAAAUAAUACUUUGUACAGUGCAGAAUCAAUACAAUAAUCUAUUGGAUUCACAUGUGUGUUUUUAGUGCUCCAGAGUAACAAUAUGAUCAGAUGUUUAUUCUUUACUCCUACUCAAGUAAUCUUACAAUCCUUAACUUUUGUCAGCAGUCUGUUUUUUAAUAUCUAAUGAAUAUACUUAACAUUUAGGUGCUGGUAUGAAACAUGGGGUACAUAUUGUGUAUAAAAAAAAUAGUUGGUAUCAAAGUGUAUAAUAAUAAUUCUUGCAUUAAAGAAACCAAGCUUUUAACUUUGGGUGGCUUCAAAUGUGCUUUAAAACCGGCAGUGCGGGUCCCAGCAAAAUAAAUCUUGCACAACAAUGCAAAAGGACGAAUAAGGCUCUCCGGAGCACAAAAAGGGCUUCCUGUCCUGUAUCCGAAGUGAAUGCUCACAACAGUUGCAUGGUAUUCAAAGCUGGUGUAAAAAUGAAGACGGGUUGCACAGGCUUAUUUUGGGUGGGGUUGAUUUCCUGAGCGCGCACACCUGCAUGCUUUCAGAAAGGCUUGCAUCUAUCUUCAGCACCUUUUAAGCGUUUACCUGAAUCGGUGGGUUUUUGGUCACCACACUUUUUAAAACGUUCAAUGAAUCCGCUCUUGAUUCGGUAUUCCAAUGAAGUCCUUCACAGUUUAUACCUCCUGUAUUGUGUACUUUUUUUUUUUUAAUGGAGCACUAAUCCUUGCCAGUGUAAUGUAGCCUAAACUAUUUGUGUUGAUACAUCACCUGCAAUGUGUCUCGUUCGAUAUCUGCUUGUAUUGUUUGCAGUGUGGCUUCAGAGCUCUGACCAUGGUAACCAGUGUGCAGACCUGCAUGGGAAGAGGAGGGCAGAUUGCGAUUUCAAACUCCUGUCUAGCAGGUGUUUACAUCAAUUAUAUAUUUUACAAUGUAUCUUUAAAUAUAUCCUGUUGCAUUAAAAAAACAAAAUGAUCA